Molecule: messenger RNA, 2143 nt
Organism: Esox lucius (northern pike)
Lineage: Eukaryota; Metazoa; Chordata; Actinopteri; Esociformes; Esocidae
Product: leucine-rich repeats and immunoglobulin-like domains protein 1
Exons: 9
Coding region: 112-1389 (425 amino acids)
Source: RefSeq, a predicted model, not a curated record
GUCAACUCAUAAUUCAUAUCUACCAACAACACAUUUAAACUUGUUUCCUCAUCACCAGCCAGUCAUACAACAACUCAGCAUUGUUUAAUAUAGAGAGAGACAGAUGCAAAAAUGGUCUUCAGAACAACACAAAGUGUGCUGGUGUUUGUUCUCUGGUCAGUAACUAUGGCAAAAGACUGUGGCCAGAAAACCCAGGUGGUGGUGUCACCAAUUGUUUCCAAGAAGGGAGAGUAUGUAACACUGACCUGUGUCACCAACUGUACUCUGACCAACGCUACCUACAUCUGGUACAGAAACGGUCAACGUCUAGAUGAGCCUACUUCCAGGCAACUCUCAGUAAUAAGUUAUUAUACAUCCAGUUUCUCCUGUUCUGUGAAAGACCAUGAGGAUCUCCAAUCUCCUACAAUGUGUGUUCUGGGUAGACAAUGUUUCAACGUGACUUAUACCCGUCAGAGUAUCUGUGCCUUGAAGGGCUCAGUGGUGGAUCUACCCUGCAAGUAUCAAUAUCCAAAUAAUAAAAAAUUAUCUUGGUCAAACUGGUAUAUCCAAGAGAAACAUGAUGAGGCGCCAACAAACCUGGGUUCAUUGCCAGAGUAUUCAGGUCGUGUGAAGUACCUUGGAGAUAAUGUGAGUAACUGUACCCUGAGAAUCACAGACCUGAGAGAGACUGACUCAGCUGAGUACAAGUUCAGAUUUAAAACUAGGAAUACAGAGUGGGGGUACAGCUUCCCUGGAACUACUCUGACUGUUACAGACCUGCAGGUGAAGGUGACUCCUGGAAAACGGAAAACUAAAACUUUGACCUGUAGCACAUCCUGUCCUCUAACUGACAACUCCAACCUCACAUAUGUCUGGUACAAAAACGGACAACAUCUCACCCACCAAAAGACUGUGACUAGUUACCUGAUCCUCGACCCUGACAGCACUGAGGAUAGAGGCAGAUACUCCUGUGGUGUCAAAGGCCUUACGAAUGUCCUCUCUCCUGAAUUAUCUUUAGGGGAACAAUCAGUUACAACUGGUACAGUUGUAGGAAUCACAUUAGUUGUUGUGAUUCUAAUUCUCCUUCUCUCUGGCUUCAUUUGGUUCAGGAAGAAGGCCUCCAAAUCCACCUCUGUCGGGCAAGACAAAGCAGUGAUUGUACAGAGUGUCCAUCCUGACUCUAACAGUAACACGUACGCAACUCUGAACAUGAGGAACCUGUCCACUGACGACACUCUGGCGAGUGUCCAUCCUGACUCUAACAGUAACACGUACGCAACUCUGAACAUGAGGAACCUGUCCCCUGACUACGAAACGCUGGCAAGUGUGAGAAACUCCCAGAAUGACGAAGACCGUCAGAAAAUCUCGGAUUAUGAGAACUGUGGAGAACCACCACGGAACCUGGACUGAAGAGAACCACCACAGAACCUGGACUGACGAAUACAACCAGGGACCUUGACUGUGGAGAACCACCACAAAACCUGGACCGCAGAGAACCAACAAAGAACCAUGACUGAAGAGUACUUGAGUCAGUGACUAAUAUGGAGAAAACUGACAGUUUUUACAAUGCAAGGUUCUAAGACCUGGUGAUCCAUGCGUUUUAUAUUACUGUAAGAAAGGCUGAGUUAAAUGAUGGGUUGUAGAUGUGAUUGUUCACUGGCCUUUUAUGUACAGGUUCAAUUAAUGUUUUUGGUGUAGCAAAUGUUCUUUCUAAUUCUAAGAUCAUUAAGUAUUGACCAUUUUAACUGGUGUGGAUCCACCCCAAUGUAUUAAACAUAAUGUUACAGUUUCAGAAUUCGAAUACAUGCAUUGUAUUCGAAUCUAUUACUAAAAGGAAUACAUGCAUUGUAUUUAUGAUCUAUUUCUCAAAUGAAUAUUAACUGUUUGAAUGUAUUACGUUGAGCCUAUCAAGUAGUUAACCAACCAUGACUUUUAAUGAGAAACAAUCUGACAACAUGAUAAACUAAGACAAACAGAGGAGGAAAAAUGAAAAAACAGCAGAGGAUGUGGAUGUGUGUGUCUCAUAUUUCUUUACUAUUAAAAGUCUGUCAUAGGACAUUUAUAACAACAUUGUCACUAUUGUGGUCGAUAGCGACAAUGAACUCAUCCCCCCAAUAAACAAUACAAAACUACACUGUUGUGCUUAACUCCUGUGGGGGACAAG